CAAGAACUGAAACGGAUGGGGAUUGGACUGCUUUGCCUGUUCUUUCUAUUUCUAGGAAGGAAUGAUCACGUACAAGGUGGCUGUGCCAUGGGGGAUGCAGAGACCUGUGAGGACUGCUUACUCAUUGGACCUCAGUGUGCCUGGUGUUCUCAGGAGAAUUUUACCCAUCUAUCUGGAGUUGGAGAAAGGUGUGAUACUCCAGCAAAUCUUUUAGCUAAAGGAUGUCAACUAACCUUCAUCGAAAACCCUGUCUCCCAAGUAGAAAUACUUAUAAAUAAGCCUCUCAGUGUAGGCAGACAGAAAAAUAGUUCCAGCAUCGUUCAGAUUGCCCCUCAAAACUUGGCUCUUAAACUGAGACCAGGCAGUGAACAGACUCUGCAAGUUCAAGUUCGCCAGACUGAGGAUUACCCGGUGGACUUAUAUUACCUCAUGGACCUCUCAGCCUCCAUGGAUGAUGACCUCAACACAAUCAAAGAGCUAGGCUCCCUGCUUUCCAAGGAGAUGUCUAAAUUAACUAGCAACUUUAGACUGGGCUUCGGCUCUUUUGUAGAAAAACCCAUCUCCCCUUUUAUGAAAACAACACCAGAAGAAAUCGCCAACCCUUGCAGUAGUAUUCCAUACAUUUGUUUACCUACAUUUGGAUUCAAGCACAUUUUGCCGUUGACAAAUGAUGCAGAAAGAUUCAAUGAAAUUGUGAAAAAUCAGAAAAUUUCUGCUAAUAUUGACACCCCAGAAGGUGGAUUUGAUGCAAUUAUGCAAGCUGCUGUAUGUAAGGAAAAAAUUGGCUGGCGUAAUGACUCUCUCCAUCUCCUGGUCUUUGUGAGUGAUGCCGAUUCUCAUUUUGGAAUGGACAGCAAACUGGCAGGCAUCGUCAUUCCUAACGAUGGGCUCUGUCACUUGGACAGCAAGAAUGAAUACUCCAUGUCAACAGUCUUGGAAUAUCCAACAAUUGGACAACUCAUUGAUAAACUGGUGCAAAAUAACGUAUUAUUGAUCUUUGCUGUAACCCAAGAACAAGUUCAUUUGUAUGAGAAUUAUGCAAAACUCAUUCCUGGAGCUACAGUAGGGGUACUUCAGAAGGACUCUGGAAACAUUCUCCAGCUGAUCAUCUCGGCUUAUGAAGAACUCCGGUCUGAGGUGGAGCUGGAGGUGUUAGGAGACACAGAAGGACUCAACCUGUCAUUCACAGCUGUCUGUAAUACCGGGACCCCCUUUCCACACCAAAAGAAAUGCUCUCACAUGAAGGUGGGAGACACAGCUUCGUUCAACGUGACUGUGAGUAUACCAAACUGUGAGAGAAGAAGCAGGCACAUUAUCAUAAAGCCUGUGGGGCUGGGGGAUGCCCUGGAGAUCCUUGUCAGUCCAGAAUGCAGCUGUGACUGUCAGAAGGAAGUGGAGGUGAACAGCUCCAGAUGCAGCAACGGGAACGGCUCCUUCCAGUGUGGAGUGUGUGCCUGCCACCCUGGCCACAUGGGUCCUCACUGCGAGUGUGGGGAGGACACGCUGAGCACUGACUCCUGCAAGGAGGCCCCAGAACUCCCCGCGUGCAGCGGAAGAGGCGAUUGUUACUGCGGGCAGUGCAUCUGCCACUUGUCCCCCUAUGGAGACAUUUACGGCCCUUACUGCCAGUGUGACAACUUCUCCUGCGUGAGACACAGAGGGCUGCUCUGUGGAGAUAACGGCGACUGUGACUGCGGCGAGUGCGUGUGCAGGAGCGGCUGGACGGGCGAGUACUGUAACUGCACCACCAGCACGGAGCCCUGCAUCUCCGAAGACGGGGCGCUCUGCAGCGGGCGAGGGGGCUGUGUGUGCGGCCAGUGCGUUUGCACGAACCCCGGAGCCUCGGGACCCACCUGCGAACGUUGUCCCACCUGUGGCGAUCCCUGUAACUCUAAAUGGAGCUGCAUUGAAUGCUACCUGUCUGCAGAUGGCCAGGCCCGAGAAGACUGUGUUGACAAAUGCAAAUUAGCUGGUGCGACCAUCAAUGAAGAAGAAGAUUUCUCAAAGGAUAGUUCUGUUGCCUGUUCUCUGCGAGGAGAAAAUGAAUGUCUUAUUACAUUCCUAAUAACUACAGAUAACGAAGGGAAAACCAUCAUUCACAGCAUUAAUGAGAAAGACUGUCCAAAACCUCCGAAUAUUCCCAUGAUCAUGUUGGGGGUUUCGCUGGCUAUUCUUCUCAUUGGAGUCGUCCUACUGUGCAUUUGGAAGCUGCUGGUGUCAUUUCAUGAUCGGAAAGAAGUUGCCAAAUUUGAAACAGAAAGGUCAAAGGCCAAGUGGCAAACGGGAACCAAUCCACUGUACAGAGGCUCCACCAGUACCUUUAAAAAUGUAACCUAUAAACACAGGGAAAAACAAAAGGUAGACCUUUCCACGGAUGGAUAG
Messenger RNA from Mesoplodon densirostris (Blainville's beaked whale), 2382 nucleotides. It is a transcript of the gene ITGB6, whose product is annotated as integrin subunit beta 6. NCBI's taxonomy places the organism in Eukaryota, Metazoa, Chordata, Mammalia, Artiodactyla, Ziphiidae. Gene Ontology annotation, cellular component: focal adhesion; integrin alphav-beta6 complex; cell surface. Bases 16 to 2382 code for a protein of 788 amino acids. Gene Ontology annotation, biological process: cell adhesion mediated by integrin; cell-matrix adhesion; cell migration. Gene Ontology annotation, molecular function: integrin binding. The record is from RefSeq and is a predicted model, not a curated record. The transcript is spliced from 15 exons.